Pseudogymnoascus destructans is the source of this 1602-nucleotide messenger RNA. RefSeq names its product Kinesin (gene KLP7). The transcript has a single exon. NCBI's taxonomy places the organism in Eukaryota, Fungi, Ascomycota, Leotiomycetes, Thelebolales, Thelebolaceae. The record is from RefSeq and is a predicted model, not a curated record. The coding region runs from base 1 to 1602 and encodes 533 amino acids. Gene Ontology annotation, molecular function: microtubule binding; microtubule motor activity; ATP binding. Gene Ontology annotation, biological process: mitotic spindle organization; microtubule-based movement.
AUGGACCCUGUGUCUCAAGCAACGAAGCUUCUUGUCCCCAACGAUACUGAUCCGGCGAAUUCGAGACUGAAAAUGCGCAAAGUGAUGGAAGAAAAACAGUUUACAUUUGACAAUUCAUUCUGGUCGCAUGAUAAAGCCGAUGGGCAUUAUGCUCACCAAGAAGACGUCUAUAAUAGCCUGGGUGAGGAGUUUCUAGAUCACAACUUCGAAGGAUACCAUACCUGCAUCUUUGCAUACGGGCAGACAGGAUCUGGAAAGUCAUACACCAUGAUGGGAACCCAAGAACAACCAGGCCUUAUCCCUCGGACAUGUCAAGAUUUGUUCCAGCGCAUCGAAGCUGUGGACGAGCCCAACAUCACAUACAAUGUCCGAGUCUCAUACUUCGAAGUCUAUAACGAGCACGUCCGAGAUCUUCUCGUCCCCAGACAAGACCCUCCGCAUUACCUGAAAAUCCGCGAAUCUCCAACAGAGGGACCGUAUAUCAAGGACCUUACAGACGCUCCUGUCAAGUCAAUCUCGGAAAUCAUGCGCUAUAUGAAGAUGGGAGACUUGAGCCGAACUACAGCAAGCACAAAGAUGAACGACACAUCAUCUCGCUCCCAUUCCGUCUUUACGAUUAUGUUGAAGCAGAUUCACCACGACAUGGACACGGAUGAAACGACCGAGAGGACGGCUAGAAUUCGCCUUGUCGAUUUAGCCGGGUCUGAACGGGCGAAAGCAACAGAGGCUACUGGCACGCGCCUCCGUGAAGGAUCCAAUAUCAACAAAUCUCUCACUACACUCGGCCGCGUUAUCGCUGCCCUCGCCGACCCCAAGAACAGCAGACACGGCGCAAGCAAGAGGAAUAAAGACGUCGUCCCCUACCGAGACUCGAUACUCACCUGGCUACUGAAGGACAGCCUCGGCGGAAACAGCAAGACGGCCAUGAUUGCCUGCAUCGCCCCAGCCGACUACGACGAGACGCUCAGCACGCUCCGGUACGCCGACCAAGCGAAGCGCAUCCGCACCAGAGCAAAGGUUAACCAAGACCACGUCUCGGCCGCGGAGCGCGAGGCCGAGAUCGCGAAUAUGGCCGAGCAGAUUCGCAUGCUGGAACAUCAACUCAGCAUGAACGAGACGCGCAAGAAGGACGUCGGUGCGGAGAAGCUGGCGGAGGAGCGGGUGGAGGAGUAUCAGAACCAGGUUGGCAAGCUGCAGCGGCUGAUGGAGGAGCGGAGUAUGGUGGCUGAUGGGAAGAUCAAGACGUUGCAGACGGAAAAUGAGGCGCUUAGGUUGCACCUUAAGCUGGCGCUGGAUACGCUGAAGAAUCCGAUUCCGGAAGUGCCGAGCGCGAGGAGGAGUAUAUCUAGUGAGAACAUACCGCUGUUCAGCACGGAUCGGGGAUUGGAUAAGGAGAAUAUGGAGUUUGUGGAUGAUGGGCAAGAAGGGCAUGCGGAGCAUGUGUAUGAGGAUGAGGAGGAGGACGACGAUCAUCAUGAGAAGGCGACGGAGAUGCAGGAUCAUAUGCAGGACUUGUUGAAGGAUUUGGGCAUGUUCAGACGCAAGAUCGUGGAUGACAAGUCGAGGUUUCUCCCGCCAUUGAUGGAGAGGAUCAACCGGUGA